Molecule: messenger RNA, 3506 nt
Organism: Bemisia tabaci
Lineage: Eukaryota; Metazoa; Arthropoda; Insecta; Hemiptera; Aleyrodidae
Source: RefSeq, a predicted model, not a curated record
GAAAUAGAAAGUCUUAUAGUCCUUGCAAGUUCCUAUGAAUGAAGAAAAGUCCGAAUGAUUUUAAGUGCUUAGGUGUGAACAUUCUUUAAAUUUAUAUAAUUUUUCAACCCAGAAUGCGAUUCAAAUGUACUCGGAAAAAAGUCAGGCAUACUGCAGCCUGUGCAGCAAAACGUGCUUCCGACAAUUGCACUCAAGCCAAGCUGAAAUUUAAUUCGAAGGACCGAAAAACGUCAACUCCAUCUGAGCGAAGCCAUAUCAGUCGUGUUAGGACGUAUUCACAAGGAAAAGAGGUGUCGCCAGAGAAAAUCAUGUCCUGCGAGGAAUAUUCAACACCAGAGGGAACUAUAUCCCGGGAGGGAACUGUAUCUUCAUCUUGUGAGGGGACCAAUCCUGGCAAGGAACCAGCGUGUCGCGAGGAAACCGUUUCACGAGAAGGAUGUGAAGAAACUCGCGAAGAAAGCGUGUUACGAAAGGCGUCUAUAGAGACUCAACCAUGUAAUGAGCCUACGAAAUGUGAACAUGAGAUCCAGUCGAGACAGAAAUUCACCCAUCUACCAGUCGAGUCUCAAGAAUCCUUCAUCGCACGCCACUCGAAGGAGGACGUCACCGAGUGCAGCGAGUGUGCCAUCCUGGAAAACAUGGUCGCGAACAAGUGCGAAAAGUGUCUGCACACGCAAGAACUCGCCAGUUUCACACCCACCCCUAAAUCAUCCCGAGCACCGAGCAAGAGGUGUAGUCCUAUCAAAAAGCGAGCACCAUUACCAGCCAGCUUGCCCCGCACAAAAACCGAGGCUGAACUCAUCAAAUGUCCACCCGUCCGGAGGAACCCUCUGGCCCCUAGGACCUUGCCCUUCUCAACAAACCCACCUGCUCGUAAGAACCUUUCAGCCUCAAGAAGUUCAAGUAGCGUGAAGAAACAAGCAGAUGAUGAGAGAAACCUUUGCGAAGAGGCCCCCACGUCAGGCUUGGCAAAGCACCGUCCCAGUACAGAGCUUUUCAAGAAAGCUAAGCCAAGGAAGUAUCUCGAGGGGGCUAACGUGUAUGUGAUUCAGCCAACUUUCGAGCAAUGUGUACGCCCUUUGGUAUGUCAGUCGACGAAAGAAGUACAGACUGAUAACGUGGAAAGAUCUUGGAUUGGGAAGAAUGCUCUCUCUUGCCAGGAUGAGCCCAAGUUGGUUAAUACAAGUUCCGCCUCGCAUUAUUCUGAAUCCUCCUCGGGGGAAGAAGACCUCUCUACACAAAACUCCAAGUCGGAGCGGAAAGGCCAGCAAAGACAACGGGGUGUGAUGAUCCAGUGUAAGAUGCCACAAAAGUGCUCAAGGCCUCGCCCCAAAGGUCGGAGCAAGUCUGCCAGCCCUUCGAAAAUCAAGGUUGACGAUGAUUCGAAAAGUGGCGUGUCUGAAGUUUUCAUCGGGCCGUCGACCUCGGACACGUCUCGGAAGCGAGGGGAUUCUCAAACCUCAACUCAAGAGAACCCGGUCAAUUCAAACACCCAGAUAGUCAUCGAGGAGAAGAUCUACGUCAAAGGUACUCCCGAAGCCAUCAGGAAGAAGAUCAUAACUGGAGAUCGCUCGAUUUUUAGUGGCAAGUCUCUCGCGUCGAGCAUUCGCGCUCUGCUGAGUGGGAAUCAGGAAGAGUCGCUCGUCGAACGAAACAAUAAAUCGAUCGACGAACCCGCACUGAAUAAAUCUCCACCCGCUGUCAGAAAUUGUUCAUCACCCUCCGAAGCUCCGAUCAAAAAGUCUACGUCUCAUGAAACUACCUCCAAUAAAAAUAAGUAUGCCACUCCGGUGGGGAUUUCUUGCGCGCAGCUAUCACAGUCUGAACCAUUGAACGAAGAGUCUAGUUGUGUCCUACAAAAUAAGGACCAGUGCUCAUCGAGGUCCAGUCGGAAGUAUUUCGACGGCAGGUUCAGUCCACCUAGUCGACGUGAUUCUCUGACGACAGGUCAGGAUAGCGAAUUCGACCGAUGUCAUUUACCCGAGGAUAAAUGCGUUUAUUUCGACGAGAUGUCCAUCGCCUCUUACAAGCAAGGCGUUCUCCUCGAUCGGUAUAGUGAAAAAGACAGCGUGUAUGAGACCGGAAGUGACUACCACAAGAACAGCAAAAGAUGUAGGGGUCGAUUCCUCGAGGAUAAAGUUUCGAAGCGGAGUACAGAUUGCUCGAAGUCGCCGGACAUUAGUCGUAAAUACCGACAAUACACUUGUGAGAAGGAUAUUUGCGAUAGUAGCUGUGACAAUGACAGCGCAGACGAGAAAAAAUUUGACUGUCACACUCCUCUAUAUCACAGGAACCGUAGAAGAUGUGAGGAUAGAUCUCCUGGGCGGAACGUUUCAAAACAGAGCAAUGAUUGUUCCAAGUUGCCCAAAAAUCGGUGCGCAUGUCGGCGCUGCUCAGUGGUGUGGGAAAACGAAGUUUGUAAGCAACCAAACGUUAAGUCUUGUGGUUCGCCUCGCCGCAAAAGUGACCGUCGAAGACGAUACGAUUCCUACGAACAUAGGCAUGAGACAGACGUCUGCUCUCCGGUCUUUCUUAAUGACGUCACUGGGCGAUCUUGUACAGAGAACAGUGACUCACAGUCUUGUAGUGACGUUAGCUUUAUUACCUACCAGUCGUCAUAUGCUACGAAAUCCUGUAAGCCGUACGAAAAAGCAUGCCGGUCAAGAGAAACUGACGUCGAGGCUUGCCAUUUGACGUCUGCUACAACGUCAUGUCCAUCCCGUUCAUCGGUUUUUUACAGAGACACGUCCAGUAUCACUUGUGUAUUCUUCAUGCUAAUCAUUUUUAUCGUCCUCUUUUUCAUCGGGAUGCUUGUCUGGCGACUAAUGAGAGAUGACAAAACAAGAAAACUGGAAGUGGAAGAGUGAAUGUUGACAGAAAAGCCUUUGGAGAAGGAAACCCGUGCAUUCAGCUGAUAUGUUCUUUUACCAUUCAACCAUUCAGCACCCUGACUUUUGUCACCCAGAAUUUUCUCGGCCGUCCAGAGUAUUAAAGCCGAAUCUUGUGAUCAUAUCAUAGCUGUGUGUUGAAGAAGAGAACUGCCGUGCAAAAGAUUCCCACACAAUGUUUGUCGUGGUCAAGGGAUGUGUAAAAAUCUGGGAUGUUUAAUGUAUGAAUUAGUUUCUGACAUUGAAAAAAAAAACCAACAUAUGAUUAUUAAUUAUGUACAAAUGUCUGCUUAAUAUUUUUCGCACAUUUAUCACUAGACAUAUUAAACUAAACCUCGUAAAAACAUUGUAGUGGCCCAUAGGAUGUGAGCUUGUGAAAUUAGUCACACUUGUAUGUAGUUUUCUAGAGAUUUUCUGAACAUUUGUUUAUAGGAGUGUAUAUCAUACAGAGAUUUACGCGGAGCUCCUUCCUUUUAAAAUAGAUGAUCUUAAAAAACUGCCCCAAAACUAGUGAAAUUUUAAGAAUACUGUAAAAAGUAGUGUAAGAUUGCACCUGGCUUAUCCAAUUUACCACACAUUUUUCUUAAAACUAUAUUUCUGCGGAAUCAAUAAAAUAAA